Penicillium macrosclerotiorum is the source of this 576-nucleotide messenger RNA. RefSeq names its product E2 ubiquitin-conjugating protein UBC8. The record is from RefSeq and is a predicted model, not a curated record. Gene Ontology annotation, biological process: ubiquitin-dependent protein catabolic process; protein polyubiquitination. Gene Ontology annotation, cellular component: nucleus. Bases 1 to 576 code for a protein of 191 amino acids. Gene Ontology annotation, molecular function: ubiquitin conjugating enzyme activity. Lineage: Eukaryota; Fungi; Ascomycota; Eurotiomycetes; Eurotiales; Aspergillaceae. The transcript has 6 exons.
AUGAGCAGCCCGAAGCGGAGAAUUGAAACCGAUGAUUGUAUGUAUGGAGAUGCUAGAAUGAGGUUUUCAACUGCUGCUUACUCAAAUCCCCGUAAUUUCUGCAGGCAAGAAUUCUAUGUCCGCUUCAAGGGACCGGAAGAGACACCGUUUGCCGGCGGUCACUGGAAAAUCCAUGUGGAAUUGCCUGACCAAUACCCCUAUAAGAGUCCCAGUAUCGGAUUUGUGAACCGAAUCUUUCACCCGAACAUCGAUGAGCUGUCCGGCUCAGUGUGCCUGGAUGUUAUCAACCAGACAUGGUCGCCAAUGUAUGACAUGAUUAACAUUUUCGAGGUCUUCCUGCCCCAGCUCCUCCGUUAUCCCAACCCCUCCGACCCUCUUAAUGGAGAAGCUGCGGCCUUGAUGAUGAGGGAGCCAAAGGGGUACGAGGCCAAGGUGAAAGAAUAUGUCGCGAAGUACGCCAGCAAAGAGGCUGUGGAUGAGGCAGGCGAAGAUACCGAGUCUGAGGACGAACUCAGCUCUGCUGGCAGCUAUGACUCUGGUGGCGAAGAACCCGCUGGUGCAAUGGACGAUGUCUAG